Messenger RNA from Alosa sapidissima (American shad), 2466 nucleotides. RefSeq names its product sp8 transcription factor a (gene sp8a). The transcript is spliced from 3 exons. Lineage: Eukaryota; Metazoa; Chordata; Actinopteri; Clupeiformes; Clupeidae. The record is from RefSeq and is a predicted model, not a curated record. Gene Ontology annotation, biological process: regulation of transcription by RNA polymerase II. Bases 194 to 1492 code for a protein of 432 amino acids. Gene Ontology annotation, molecular function: RNA polymerase II cis-regulatory region sequence-specific DNA binding; DNA-binding transcription factor activity, RNA polymerase II-specific.
CUUAAAAAAACACUGAGCCGACUUAUAAAUGCAAAGGCAUCCUUCAAAGAGCACACUUCUGAGAUGGCAACUUCACUUCUAGGGAGAAGCGACUUUUCUGAUUAUCCUCGAGUCUCCUAUUACUUGUCUACCUGGAUUACAAACUAAUUAACGAAAUUUGGAAGAACCAAGGUUAGGAUCAACUCCUCUGGCCAUGUUAGCUGCAACCUGUAAUAAAAUCGGGAGCCCAAGCCCCUCUGCAUCAUCUAUUUCGGAUAGUGCCUCGUCUUUCGCAAAAGGAUUUCACCCGUGGAAAAGAGCCGCCCCAAGCAGCUGCAGCCUCGGCUCGAGCCUCCCCUCGUUCGGAGUGUCGGGAGCAGCACGGGGUGGUGCUGGGUUGGCGGACUCCUUCUGCGUGAACGGAUCUCCGGGGUCCAGCGCUUUCUCGCUAACGACCAACUCAUCCACCACCCCGUUUGGAAACGACUACUCUGUUUUCCAAUCUUCUGUUACAAAUGGUUCUCAAGAACCCAGUCCACAGUCGGUCUUUAUCUCCAAGGUACAUACUUCGGUUGACAGCUUGCAAGGUAUCUAUCCGAGGAUGACCGUUGCGCAUCCGUACGACUCGUGGUUUAAGUCCGCUCACCCGGGCAUCUCCGCCGGGGACGUGGGGACCGGUGGGACAUCGGCCUGGGCGUGGGACAUGGGGCCAAGCUGGAUUGAUGUUCAGGGCACAAACGGCGCCUCGCUUCAGACCUCGCUUCACUCUCCCCUGGGAGGGUACAACUCCGACUACACCACGCUCAGCCACUCCGCUUUUAGUGCCAGUCCGUCGCCUCAUAUUCUCGGCGGUGGACAGCACAUGAUGGACGGAUUCAAACCGGUGCUGCCGGCUGCCUACCCGGACACGAGUCCCACGUCAAUAACAGGUGCAAACGGCUCUGUUAUGUCCGGUUCUCCUGCGGUCUCUCUCGCGGGGUCUCCCCGGUCCUCGGCCCGGCGCUACUCAGGGAGAGCCACUUGCGACUGUCCAAACUGCCAAGAGGCGGAAAGGCUCGGUCCGGCGGGUGCCAGCUUGCGCAGGAAAGGGCUGCACAGCUGCCACAUUCCGGGCUGUGGGAAAGUGUACGGGAAGACGUCUCACCUCAAGGCGCACUUGCGGUGGCACACCGGGGAGCGACCGUUCGUGUGCAACUGGCUAUUCUGUGGGAAAAGAUUCACCAGGUCCGACGAGCUGCAGCGACACCUCCGCACACACACCGGUGAGAAAAGGUUCGCCUGCCCGGUGUGCAACAAGAGAUUCAUGCGCAGUGACCAUCUCAGCAAACACGUGAAAACCCACACUGCGGGAGGUGCGGGAGAACCAGGAUCCGGGAACGGGUGUAAAAAGGGCAGCGACACCGACAGUGAGCAGAGUGUUCCCGGUAGCCCAUCGUGCCAUACUCCUGACCUAAUGCAUCCAAAUGAUUCCGUCCAAACGGCGGGAUUGAACGGCCACAAUGCAAUCAACUAGAGGUCCAUACAGACUCCAUAUAUAUAUACACUGAAAUGUUGCACAUGCACUGACAAAAACAAACUACUGGAAAAGUCGAACUUAACAGAAGACAUAGAUUUUUGAGGACACGCUCUCUCAAUUUUGAGAAACCAUUUUGCUAAAAAAAAAAAAAAAAGAGUAUACGGUCUCUUCAAGCUUUCAUCAAAAUGAUUUACCACAUCUAUUGCGAGCAUGAAUUUGUUUAGAAGACCUUCGACUUUAGCGUAAAGACGAAAGCAGCGCUCCCCUACGAGUUCAGGAAGAAUCAGCGAAGAAAACUUGCUAACUUGAGAAGACUUUGAAAUGUUUACACUACAUAUUUGGGUGUCUUGACAAUUUGAUCAUUUUAACCUCUGUUCUUUUUUUUUCGUUCAAUAGCCUACAAUACUGCAGCACUUUACUUUCGAACAUUCUAAGUAAACCUUUUUUUUCAUGCCAGUGAUUGCAUCAGAGCAAGCUAAAAAGUCUUUUGGUCAAAAUAUCAGAGUUUUUUGUCUUUAGUUGUGGAAUGACUAAUGUCUUAACUGUAUGGUUAACGGAUAUUUUUGGUAUGAUCUAUGGAUUUAUUUAAGGACUGCCAGAGGCCGCAGAUGAAUAUACAACUAGAAAUAGGCGUGAAAUAUAGCUAUUGAAGGCGAUGAGACGACGGCGUUAAUUCAGGAGACAAGUUUUGUACAGUAGGCUCAUUUUCUUGUGCAUUGCUGUUCUAUGGAGUGCAUUUUGACUUUUUGCUUUUUUUCCCUUUCUCUCUUUCUCUAUCGUUUAGGGGUAAGCCUGAAAUUGUAUAUAUGGUUGGUUCUGAUUUAUUUAUCCAUGAAUUGGACUUGUACGUUGAAGUCUGAGUCGCACUUUGGAAUUAUAUUUAUGAUUUUAGAAUUGUAGAGCUCCGUUCGAGUGUUUUAUUUGCUUUUAUAAUUUAAGCAUGUAAAUGUUUGAAAACACUGAUCGUUGGU